CCGCGCCAGCCGAGCCUGGUGGAGUGUAGCUCGUCUGUGCUGCCUUCUGCCAGGCUCGCUCCUUCGCCUGGCGUUUGUCGACUUCGCUCCAUGUCCCCGGUGGGCACAGCACCCCGGAACCUCCACGCUCAUGGCCGCUAGCCUGAGGAGUCCCUCCUUCACCUCCCAUUCUUCCUCCCCGACCGACACAGACGAUGAGGGCGUGCGCGGCACUUGCGAAGAUGCUUCUAUUUGCAAGAGGUUUGCAGUAAGCAUUGGCUACUGGCAUGACCCUUACAUCGAGCAUUUUGUGAGACUGUCUAAAGAGAGGAAGGCCCCUGAAAUUAACAGAGGAUAUUUUGCUCGCGUCUAUGGAGUCAGGCAGCUUAUAAAGGCAUUUCUACAGAAGAUAGAAUGUCAGUGUCAGAUUGUAAACCUCGGGGCUGGUAUGGACACUGCCUUCUGGACAUUAAAGGAUGAAGAUCUUCUCCCAAGUAAAUAUUUUGAAGUUGACUUUCCAGGGAUAGUCACAAGAAAGCUGCACAGCAUCAAAUUCAAGUCUGUCCUGUCAAAACCCAUUUUAGACUUACAUUCAGAGGACACACUUCAAAUGGAUGGACACAUGUUGGAUUCAAAGAGAUAUGCCAUUAUUGGAGCAGAUCUCCGAGAUUUACCUGAACUGGAAGAGAAACUAAAGAAAUGUAACAUGAAUACACAAUUGCCGACACUCCUGAUAACUGAAUGUGUGCUGGUUUACAUGACUCCAGAGCAGUCUGCAAACCUUCUCAAGUGGGCAGCCAACAGUUUUGAGACUGCUAUGUUCAUAAACUACGAACAGGUGAACAUGGAUGAUCGGUUUGGGCAGAUCAUGAUUGAAAACCUGCGGAGACGACAGUGUGACCUGGCAGGAGUGGAAACCUGCAAGUCGUUAGAGUCGCAGAAAGAACGGCUCCUGUCAAAUGGGUGGGAAACAGCAUCUGCAGUCGACAUGAUGGAAUUGUACAGCAGAUUACCUCGAGCUGAAGUGAGCAGAAUAGAGUCACUUGAAUUCCUGGAUGAAAUGGAGCUUCUUGAGCAGCUCAUGCGGCAUUACUGCCUUUGUUGGGCAACCAAAGGAGGAAGUGAACUAGGUUUGAAGGAGAUCACUUAUUAUUAAUCUGCUCAAGGCUCAUGCUGAGCCAGGAGCUGAAGCCACUGACCCUCCCGGAGCUGAUAUGCCGCCUUUCCCGAGUGACAGCGAGAUCUCGCCUGCCAGUCCCAUCCCACACUCGGAGAGACCUCGGUCAUUAGGGUUGUCGCACCAGUUCUUGUUCCUGUUGACUUGUCCUUUAAAUAAAUCUUGGUUGUCAGUUG
Molecule: messenger RNA, 1332 nt
Organism: Diceros bicornis minor
Lineage: Eukaryota; Metazoa; Chordata; Mammalia; Perissodactyla; Rhinocerotidae
Gene: LCMT1
Product: leucine carboxyl methyltransferase 1
Exons: 11
Coding region: 131-1135 (334 amino acids)
Biological process (GO): C-terminal protein methylation
Cellular component (GO): cytosol
Molecular function (GO): protein C-terminal leucine carboxyl O-methyltransferase activity
Source: RefSeq, a predicted model, not a curated record